AUGGUGAGAGCAAAGGAUCCCCUUUAAAUGAGGCUGGGGGCUUCCCUCUCCAUUUGCAUGGGAGGGCCAAGGGCGCUGCAAAAUUGCAAUGGGCAGCAAUUGCGGGGGGGGGCGGGAGCAGAGUCCAAAAUUUAAGAGGCUUUUGCUGCAAACCCUCCAAAAAAACAACAACCCCCAAAUACAGUAAAAGGAAAUUUGGAAUUAAAAGUGGCGAUACCAGCAGCGGCCACCGGAGGGCGCGCGUGCGCACUUUAUAAACUUCCUCGUUCUGUUCAUUCCUUUCCCAUCUAAGCUAUUAGUGCCAGCACUGACCGGCAGCAGCAGAGCUUUCAGACAAGCUUUUUUCCCCUUUUUCUUUUUGGCCAGCUUUUCUGCGGGAAUUGGAGGUGGGGAGCAAGGAAGGGGUUCGGCCCCCGGCAGCGCACCCGGAAAGGGACAUAGGGAACCAUUAAUGCGCAAAUAAUAAUAAUAAUAAUAAUUUAUUAUCUAUAACCCCGCCUAUCUGGCUGGGUUUCCCCAGCCACUCUGGGCGGCUUCCGACAAAACACUAAAAUACAAGAAACUAUUAAACAUUAAAAGCUUCCCUAAACAGGGCUGCCUUUAGAUGUCUUCUAAAAGUUUGGUAGUUAUUUAUCUCUUUGACAUCUGGUGAGAUCUAAGAUUCGAAUGCUGUACUGACAUGUAGGCCAGAUCCCUUGCUUGAGCCGACUGAGCGGAGCGUUUCAGGGCGGUAGAGCUCGAAACCAUGAGGACCGGAACCUCGGCUCAUUUUUAUUUGAAGCCGGCGGUUUCUGCACUGCUGGGGGUGGACUAGAUGACUGUCGGGGGUCCCUUCCAACCGUACGAUUCCGCAAUUCUAUAAGUCUAUUCCAGGUCUCAGAUUUGACCCCCAGGAGCCUAGUGCGCCUGUGACUCGGUCCCAAGCUGUUUCUUCCUAUUUAAAACUGGGUCUUUUAAUUCAGAACAAUGAGGACUGGAAACUUGACUUCUGAGCUCUCAGGGAGCAGUUCCAAUGUUCUCGGGUUAGGCUAAUUGAUCGGAGGAGAAUUAGCCUUCCCGCUGAUGUCGGACUCUGGAGUGGGGGCGGGCGAUUAUGUCUCCCGACCCAUGAAACGCCUGCCAGCGCGGUCCAUGGCUGUCCGGGAGUCAAAGCUGGAAUGGAGCCUCCAUGCACAGGCGCAGUCUGUUGUUGUUGUUGUUGAGUCGUUUAGUGGUGUCCGCCUUUUCGUGACCCCCUGGACCAGAGCACGCCAGGCCCUCCUGUCUUCCACUGCCUCCCGCAGUUUGGUCAAACUCAUGCUGGUAGCUUCGAGAACACUGUCCCACCAUCUCAUUCUCCGUCGUCCCCUUCUCCUUGUGCCCUCCAUCUUUCCCAAUAUCAGGGCCGCCAAGACCACAUAACAUUGGUCUUGAAAGACCUUCAUUGGCUCCCAGGACGUUUCCGAGCAAAAUUCAAAGUGUUGGUGCUGACCUUGAAAGCCCCAAACGGCCCAGUAUCCCUGAAGGAGCAUCUCCACCCCCGUCAUCCGGCCCGGACACCUGGGUCCAUCUCCCGAGGGCCUUCUGGCAGUUCCCUCGCUGCGAGAAGCGAGGUUACAGGGAACCAGGCAGAGGGCCUUCUCAGUGGUGGCGCCCGCCCUGUGGAACUCCCUCCCGUCAGAUGUCAAGGAAAUAAACAACUAUCUGACUUUUAGAAGACAUCUGAAGGCAGCCCUGUUUAGGGAAGCCUUUAAUGUUUGGUGUUUCGUUGUUGUUUAGUUGUUUAGUCGUGUCCGCCUCUUUGUGACCCCCUGGACCAGAGCACGCCAGGCCCUCCUGUCUUCCACUGCCUCCUGCAGUUUGGUCAAACUCAUGCUGGUAGCUUCGAGAACACUGUCCCACCAUCUUGUCCUCCGUCGUCCCCUUCUCCUUGCGCCCUCCAUCUUUCCCAACAUCAGGGUCUUUUCCAGGGAGUCUUCUCUUCUCAUGAAGUGGCCAAAGUCUUGGAAGGGAGAGCUGGACCAUAAAGAAGGCUGAUCACUGAAGAACUGAUGCUUUUGAAUUCUGGUGCUGGAAGAGACUCUUGAGAGUCCCAUGGGCAGCUAGAAGAUCAAACCUCUCCAUCCUUAAGGAAAUCAGCCCUGAGUGCUCACUGGAAGGACAGAUCCUGAAGCUGAGGCUCCAAGACUUUGGCCACCUCAGGAGAAGAGAAGACUCCCUGGAAAAGACCCUGAUGUUGGGAAAGAUGGAGGGCACAAGGAGAAGGGGACGAUGGAGGAUGAGAUGGUGGGACAGUGUUCUCAAAGCUACCAGUAUGAAUUUGACCAAACUGCGGGAGGCAGUGGAAGACAGGAGUGCCUGGCGUGCUCUGGUCCAGGGGGUCACAAAGAGGCAGACACAACUAAACGACUAAACAACAACAACAACAACAAUAAUAAUAAGUUAUCCCUGGCGGUUGAGAAUUGCUGCAUCCCAGCCGUAUGGGCAAGGUAUAAAUAAUAAAAUUAUUAUUAUUAUUAUUAUUACUACAUGGCCGCAACGUUCACGACAGCCCUGUAAGGCCGGCUGGCGUCCUUUAAACCCAUAUUCCAGACUGAGGGCAAACACAGCCUGGCUGGCUGCUCCUUCUCUCCCGCACUAAAGGGUUGGUGUCGGGAGGCGAGACUCGAACCCAGCACCCGCCAGCUCCAAUCAGUCAGCGGGGCAGGGAAGGGGGGAAACAUUAGCUUGUCUGAGAUGGGACACACACAGACCCCAACUGCCGCCCCAGGAUGGAUGGUUUUCGGCAGGAUAGAUGUUUCCGCCAAGGCAGGGGCGGUUUGGGCGGCUUGCCACGAAGGCGUUUUGGAGCCCCGUGGCCUGGAAAGCGCAUUUAAACUGUCGGUUUUAAUUGGGUGGGGGAACGGAAACACCCCCCCCCAGCUGCUGUUGUUGGGCCUGGGGGGUUUGGCACAGGCUGUCAAUUUCUCCUGCAACCCACCCACAACUUUCUUUGCAACAGGAGAUGGGGGGAAAUUUGUCUGUGCAUGCCAAAACUGCGUCCUGGAGGUGUCUCUGAAUUGAUGCCGUCUGCCGCGAGGCCGGCAGUUUGCUGGAGAAACGGGACAGAGACCAGGAAGCCGGCGGGUCUGUGUAUAUGGGGCAUAUCUCUUAUUUAUUUCUAUUUUUUAAUUAAUAUUCAACGAGACGAUCCUCGUGGUGCAGUCCAGCUCCGCGAUCCGGCGAGCCAGCAGCCAGGCACGACGCAAAGGACUUGUUCUUCUAAGGAUCGUAAAGUUGGAUGGUGUAUUAUUGUUAAAAUUGUUGUUUUGAAAUUUCUAAUAUUUUUUUUUUAAGUUGGAAAGGGGUCCCCGGGGGUCAUCCAUCCCAACCCGCUUGCAAGGCAGAAAUCUCGGCUAAACAGAGGACCACCCAACCUCUGCUUUGAAACCUCAGAGGAAGGAGAAUUGUCCACCUUCCCAUCCCAUCUCAAAUGCCUUGGUACUCGAACAACUUGGAACCCAAACACUGCAAACCUAGAAAGAAGUGUUCCGGUUUGUGAACAUUUUUUGGAAGCCAAAUGUGCUGCGUUUUGAGUGCCACACUUUGGUUUUGAGCGUUACGCUGAGGUCUGUCUGUUUUUGCUAUUUAUUUUCCGUUUUUGCGGCUCUCUCCGUUUUGUUUUUUUGUGACUGUGCGGAACCCGGUUCAGCUACUGAUGGAUUGAUUGUGUGGCUGCAGUACAUUGAUUAUUGAUUUCAUUUUGUGGAUCAACGGUCUCGUUAGAGAGUCAAAUUCGUGUUCAAUUGCUGUUUCAGGGGUUGUUUUUAAAAUUCUGGAACGGAUUAAUCUGUCUUGUGUUGCUUUCUAUGGGAAAGCAGCGUGCCUCGGUUUUGGAACGCUUUGGUUUUGGGACGCCAUUUCCGCAACGGAUUAAGUUGGAGAACCAAGGGACCACUGUACAACGGGAGAUUAGCCUCUACCCUAAGGUGUUGUGGACUUUGGAGGCGCCCAAAUUCGAGGCGAAAGGGGGAAACGAUCCGAGAGGAAGGCACGCUUGGCAGAUCCUCUCCUGGAUAAACUUCCACCUGGAAACCACCAUUAAGACCAUGGGUCGGCAAGCGAAGGCCCGGGGGCCGGAUCCGGCCCAAUCACCUUCUCAAUCCUGCCCACGGACGGUGCGGAAAUCAGCGUGUUUUUACACGAGUAGAAUGUGUGCUUUUAUUUACAAUGCAUCUCUGGGUUAUUUGCGGGGCAUAGGAAUUUGUUCAUUUUUUUGCUUUCCAAAAAAUAGUGUCUGGAGGCGGUUGGAGGAUGGAUGGCGGCUAACAGAUUGAGGCUGAAUCCUGACAAGACAGAAGGACUGUUUUGGGGGGACAGGAGGCGGGCGGGUGUGGAGGAUUCCCUGGUCCUGAAUGGGGUAACUGUGCCCCUGAAGGACCAGGUACGCAGCCUGGGAGUCAUUUUGGACUCACAGCUGUCCAUGGAGGCGCAGGUCAGUUCUGUGUCCAGGGCAGCUCCAUCUGGUACACAGGAUGAGACCCUCCCUGCCCGCAGACUGUCUUGCCAGAGUGGUGCAUGCUCUGGUUAUCUCCCGCUUGGACUACUGCAAUGCGCUCUACGUGGGGCUGCCUUUGAAGGUGACCCGGAAACUACAACUAAUCCAGAAUGCGGCAGCUAGACUGGGGACUGGGAGCGGCUGCUGAGACCACAUAACACCGGUCUUGAAAGACCUACAUUGGCUCCCAAUACGUUUCCGAGCACAUUUCAAAGUGUUGGUGCUGACCUUGAAAACCCUAAACGGCCUCGGUCCAGUAUACCUGAAGGAGCGUCUCCACCCCCAUCGUUCUGCCCAGACACUGAAGUCCAUCUCCCGAGGGCCUUCUGGUGGUUCCCUCACUGCUAGAAGCCAAGUUACAGGGAACCAGGCAGAGGGCCUUCUCGGUGGUGGCACAUGCCCUGUGGAACGCCCUCCCACCAGAUGAAGAGAACAACUACCAGACUUAGACAUCUGAAGGCAGCCCUGUUUGACGUAUUACAGUAUUUUAAUUUUUUUUGGGAAGCCGCCCAGAGUGGCUGGGGAAGCUCAGCCAGAUGGGCAGGGUAUAAAUAAAUUAUUAAUAAUAAUAUUAUAGUCCAGCCCCCCACAAGGUCUGAGGGACUGUGGACCGGCCCCCUGCUGAAAAAGUUUGCUAACCCCUGAUUAAGACCAUCAUGGAAGACCAUCCUCCUCGCCCUAGGAAGAGGAGGACAAACACAGCUGCGGGUUUCGUCUGCGAUUCCUGCCUCCCAUCGCAAGGGGGUUGACCCUCGGGUGUCCCUCCCAGCCCCCCAAUUCUGUGCCGCCAGCCUGCUCCUUUGGCCCAGGCCAGGCUUCAAAACAGCCCAGCAGAAACUUCCUUAUGGAGUGCGAUCGAAAGCCGGAUUUGGCACGGAAGCCAAACCGGACACCGUCCGUUCCAGAGCUCAGGUUUUUGGGGAAUGGGGGCAGGAGUUUUAGGUUUGUGGACUUGCCAGCUCAGGGUGGGGGCUUUGUAACCCAUAUCCCCAACCCCUUCCAGCCCACGAUUUGCACGUAAUAUAUAUUUAUAUUUCUCGAAGUGGAACGCAGGCCGCCGUCGCUGAGGGUUCCUUGUUUUGCACACAUGCAAAAAAGAGAGACUUUUAAAAAUGUUUAUUUCUUCUCCUCUUACUUUCUUCCAUCGCUUUUAAUAAAACAGAGAGAGAGUGAGAGAGAGACUUUUAAUGAACCGAAGAGUAUACAGAGCCAAGGUCUAGCCGGCGGCAAGAGCCGAUUUUGGCAAGGAGAGCAUGGCCAAAGCGUGGCAGGAAGAUUUAAAGACAAUAAAAGAAUAACAUUUAAGCGUUUCAUUGUAGAAAUGGUUUUUUUAUUUGUUUGCAGAAUAUGGGUAGAUAUUCGAGAGCUGCUGGCUGUUCUACAGUUCUCGGCAGACAUUGUGCGAAUACGAAAGCUCAGAAAAGUGAAAGGCUCUUUGUUCUGUUUGUUCGUCUCAAAUUAGACCUGAUAUAAUUUAGUCCUGACGCCUCUCUCUGUGAGUUUCUGUACGUAUUUCAGACACGUAUGCAAGAGGCUAAUUUAUAAUAGUAUUUUGGGAAUCACUCACGUUCUUAUGGGGCUGCGUGGUUUUAUACUUUCUGGGUCAGCUGUGACCACAUUAUCAGAAUUGUCAAAUCGGAAGGGACCCCGGCGGUCAUCCAGACCAACCCCCAGAGAUGCAGGAAUCCUUGGCCUAGAGAGCUUUGUGACACUGUCAGGAUUCGAACCCUGAUCUCCCAGGUCCUGGCCCGACCCUCUCUAACCACUACUCUCCCCCACUGUCUUCCUAGACUUCUUCUGCUAUAGGGCAAACUCUAUAAAUUAAGUAGGCCAGUAAAUACAGUGGUACCUCGGGUUACAGACGCUUCAGGUUACAGACGCCGCUAACCCAGAAAUAGUACCUCGGGUUAAGAACUUUGCUUCAGGAUGAGAACAGAAAUCGUGUGGCGGCAGCGGGAGGCCCCAUUAGCUAAAGUGGUGCUUCAGGUUAAGAACAGUUUCAGGUUACCUGAGGUACCACUGUACAGGGCGAGCAAAACGUCCCUUAGAGAAGGAUCUGAAAUAUUAGCCAUCAAUCAAUCAAUCAAUCAAUCAAUCAAUCAAUCAGUUCUUUAUCGCAGUCCAGAGACCCACAAACGGAACCCAGUACAUAAAAAUAUUCUAAUUGAAGCUUGUUUUAUUUGAUGCUUUAUCUGCUUCGAUAUAGUGGUACCUCGGGUUAAGAACUUAAUUCGUUCCAAAGGUCCAUUCUUAACCUGAAACUGUUCUUAACCUGAAGCACCACGUUAGCUAAUGGGGCCUCCUGCUGCCGCCGCGCCGCCGGAGCACAAUUUCUGUUCUUAACCUGAAGCACUAUUUCUGAGUUAGCAGAAUCUGCAACCUGAAGCGUCUGUAACCCGAGGUACCACUGUAUUUUGCCUUUGAAACUGAAAGCAAUAAAGAAACGAAAUGGAGAUAAUAUUGUCGAGUGACCACGGAAAAAAUAAAGGGCGCUUUGACAUUCCGUCGAGGAGCGGCCGAAAACCAGGUUCAAGGUGCCGUUUGGCGAUUCGUGGAUAUUAUCUGAGUUUUUUUAACGCUGAGAAGACCUGGAGGAAAGGGACGCGGGUGGCGCUGUGGCUUAAACCACAGAGCCUAGGAUCAGAAGGUCGGCGGGUCGAAUCCCCGCAAUGACGGGGUGAGCUCCCGUUGCUCGGUCCCUGCUCCUGCCCACCUAGCAGUUCGGAAGCACGUCAGUGUGCAAGUAGAUAAAUAGGUACCACUCCGGCGGGAAGGUAAACGGCGUUUCCAUGCGCUGCUCUGGUUCUCCAGAAGCGGCUUAGUCCUGCUGGCCACAUGACCCGGAAGCUGUACGCCGGCUGCCUCGGCCAGUAAAGCGAGAUGAGCGCUGUUACCCCAGAGCCGUCCAUGACUGGGAAUCUCAGGAGAGGAGAGGAGAGCCGCUCUUGUGAUCGAAUCCUGCCACGCUACCAAGAGCUUCGGCCCCUCGCUCUAUCGAAACGCAUCUCCCAAGCUUAAUUCUCUUUUUCGUCCAUUUGCAGUUGGAAGCGGACGUCCAGACCCUCGUCCACCGCUUCUAUGCCCUUCAGAGCGAACGGGUCGAAGCCUACCACCUCUUUGAAGAGUGAGUAUCGCUGACCGGUUGGGGUUUUAUUUAUUUGGGGUGGGGGACAUGGCCAGGUUUCCAGAGGAAGAGUGGCUUCCCGUUGAGGUGCCCGAUUGAGGCCUCUGAGGAUGCCUGGCCUGGACCCGAAGUUAUGGGACUACAAAGCCCAUCGUCCACUGCCAUCUCGGCCAACAGCACUGGAUGAUGGGUGUUGUAGUCCAACUUCUAAAUAUGAGCUCUUGUGCAGCGCUCACGGCGACGCAUUGGGUAUAUAUAUGCGCAUCCCACUAUGGGGCGUGUUUUGCGCCGCGUCCUACCGUUAUUAUCCCGCGAUCUUAUUCUUCCUGCUCUCAACGGCUGUUUAUUAUUAUUGCUUUGUUUCGUUUGGCUGGUUUGUUUUCAAAUAAACAACGACAAACAGAGGAAAGGACUCGAAAACGCCAGGAUCCCGGCAAGCCAAGUUCACCGUUGGCCGGUUUUCAGGACCCCAGAAAGGUGGUUUCGAGACCCCCUCAAGGACCCCAGCCCCAUUCUUUUCUGUGCUGCCCCCAAUUUCCGUGCCUCGCCGUCCAACGGGGGAAGGAGGCCCAGAAGGGGUGGGGGGGUUCCCUCCCCGCUUUUUCCUGCCGCACCCAGGGCUUUUUUUGGCUCGGGUGCCCCUGAUGAACACCAGAUGAGUCGGGCGGGGGGUGGAAAAACCUCCCUCCCUAAACACCUGUCUUCGAUUUGCAGAGAGAAGGCGCUCUGGAGCGGGGUCUCUGGGCAGGGGGGCGGUAAUUGACUUCUGGGGAAUCGAGAACCGAGACCCUCCGGCAACCCCCCACGACUCCGACCGAGCGGGCUGGCUUCCCAACCGCCCCCCUCCCACCAACCCACUUGGCAGGGGUGACGCCCCCCCUUGCCAGGCAGGCUGGUGUGUGUGGGACGGUUCCUAAUUCACCCAUGCCUCUUGCAAACCCAGCCCAGCGAGGUCACGCCAAAGGGAUGGGGGCUUUUUGUAGAAUCGUAAGAUUUGGGAGAGGGACGCGGGUGGCGCUGUGGGUUAAACCACAGAGCCUAGGACUUGCCGAUCAGAAGGUCGGCGGUUCGAAUCCCCGCAAUGACGGGGUGAGCUCCCGUUGCUCGGUCCCUGCUCCUGCCAACCUAGCAGUUCGAAAGCACGUCAAAGUGCAAGUAGAUAAAUAGGUACCGCUCCAGCGGGAAGGUAAACGGCGUUUCUGUGCGCUGCUCUGGUUCGCCAGAAGUGGCUUAGUCAUGCUGGCCACAUGACCCAGAAGCUGUACGCCGGCUCCCUCGGCCAGUAAAGUGAGAUGAGCGCCGCAACCCCAGAGUCGGCCACGACUGGACCUAAUGGUCAGGGGUCCCUUUACCUUAUCUUUACCUUUAAGAUUUCGGAGAUAGCCCCAAAGGCAUCUAGGCCAGCCCUCUGCAAUGCAGGGUUUUUGCUUUUGUUUAAAUCCCUGUACAGGGCUGCCUUCAGAUGUCUUCUAAAAGUCAGAUAGUUGCUUAUUUCCUUGACAUCAGGCGGGAGGGCGUUCCACAGCGCGGGCGCCACCACUGAGAAGGCCCUCUGCCUGGUUCCCUGUAACCUCGCUUCUCGCAGGGAGGGAACCGCCAGAAGGCCCUUGGAGCUGGACCUCCGUGUCUGGGCUGGACUAUGGGGGUGGAGAUGCUCCUUCAGGGAUACAGGGCCAUUUAGGGUUUUAAAGGUCAACACCAACACUUUGAAUUGUGCUCGGAAACGUACUGGGAGCCAAUGUAGGUAUUUCAGAACUGGUGUUAUAUGGUCUUGGCAGCUGCUCCCAGUCCCCAGUCUGGCUGCCGCAUUCUGGAUUAGUUGUAGUUUCCUGGUCACCUUCAAAGGUAGCCCCACGGAGAGUGCAUUGCAGUAGUCCAAGCGAGAGAUGACUAGAGCAUGCACCACUCUGGCCAGACAGUCUGUGGGCAGGGAGGGUCUCAUCCUGCGUCCCAGAUGGAGCUGCCCUGGACACAGAAUUGACCUGCGCCUCCAUGGACAGCUGUGAGUCCAAAAUGAACCCCAGGCUGCGCACCUGGUCCUUCAGGGGCACGGUUACCCCACUCAGGGCCAGGGAGUCCCCCACACCUGCCCGCCUCCUGUCCCCCCAAAACAGCACUUCUGUCUUGUCAGGAUUCAACCUCGAUCUGUUAGCCGCCAUCCAUCCUCCAACCGCCUCCAGACACUCACACAGGACCUUCACCGCCUGAUUUAAAAGAGGCCAUUGAGAUCCUUUCCAACUCUCCGAUUCUGUGCCAGGAGGCACAAAGUCGGGACAUUCUGCAUUCGGCCCAGACCUCGGUCUUCAAGUCCAGGAAAUGGGUACACCGCUGCUUCUCUCAACUGUUUUCUCCCCCCUCUUUCCCGCCAGGGGCCACCGGGCGUAUCUCCGAAGCGGCCCCGACUACGACUUCGCCCGCUACCGCCAGCUGGUGCACGAGAUCACCCAGGCCUUCAGCGGGAUCUCGCGGGAGAUCCUACAGAUCAAGGAGCAGCUGGAGGGACCCCGCGGGCGGCCUGACCUCGCCCACCACCUGGGGCGCCUCCAGGAGAAGGAGAAAGAGAAACUCGAGCUGGUGAGAGAAAGAAGGGGUGCAUGGAGGCCGGUCUCAAUUUGCGCCCAUUUUACAGAUGCAAAACUGAUCCCCUUCCGGUUUUGUGCUAGAAGAGUGUUUCGAUCGUGUUUCGAUCUUGUAAUCGGGAUCGGUGGUGUCUGGAAUAUCAGGUGCGGAUGUCCCUUGAGAGCUUUGGGGUUUUUUGAGCAGCUUGUGUGUAUAUGUAUUCAUGGAAUCAUGGCAUUGGAAGCGGCCUAGCUCAACCCCCUGCAACGCAAGGAUAUGCAGCCGUCCCUUACGGGAUUUGAACCCGCCACCCUGGCACUGUCUCCCAUCUGCAACGGAUGCUUCGGCUGAAGUUUCCUUCAUUGCAGGGGGUUCGACUAGAUGACUCUGGAGGUCCCUUUCCAGCUCUAGAAUUCUUUAAUUCUUACCACGCUGUAACCGGCUGAGCUACCCAGCUCGCAAAAAGCCGGAACGCCCCUUGCGCAAUAAACGCAUCGUUUAUCGUUUCAACGUUUUCGCUUUAACCGCUUUCCGUCGUUUUCACCUUUGUGAACCGACCUGAUCUCUCGUCAAAUGAACGAAUGAAUAUUAUUUAUAGUAAAAACGGGGGGAGGGAGAGAAAGUGAUAAAAGAUGGCAAAUCAUCAGAGGUGUUGACGGAAGUCUAAAAUAGCGUAUAAGUUACGUAUGUGGUUGUUGGAAAUGAUGUUAAAAAAACUAAUAAAAAUAUAAAAGGGGGAAAAAGAAAGCUUUAGCAAAAACAUUUUGUUAGGUAAAUCCUGAAAUACUGUCUUAUUUCGUUCUAUAAUAAAACAUUUUAAAAAAAUAUUAUUUAUAAAUGAAUAUUAUUGCAUCUAUAGCCUGCCUUUGCUCUCAGGGGCUAAUUCCCUCUCUCCCUCUCUGCCUUCCCUUUUAAUCUUGACAACAAUCCUGUAAGGUUGGUUAGUGACCAGCCAGAGGUUGGAUUAAAACCCAGGUCUCCUCCUGCCUUUCGGGUCCGGGUCUCUAACCACUGCACGGCACUGCCCCUCUUGCAAACUGCCGCCCCAGCAAACUGGGGAGAGGGGGGGCUGGCGAUUUCUGCGCCCCCCUUUCGUCUCCGCCGUGAGGGUCUCACCUCCUCGUUUCUCCCCCCUUCCCAGACGGCUCAGCUGCAGCUUGCGAAACAGAACGCUCAGGACCACCCCGGCGUAGAAGCCCACCUGCAAGAGGUUCGCCAGCUCAAGCACAGGUAAGUGAGGGGGACCCCUGUGGUUGCAAAUCGGAAAGAGGGGUGCGGCGCUUUUGCUUUUAAACAACACCCCCCCCCCCCGAUUGCAUAAACGCUCUCCAACCAGAAAAAACCAAACGCGUUUAUUUUUAUUUCCCAAAACUCGACCGUAACUCUCAAAGUGUCUGCAUGCAGAGACGCCUCUCAGUCCUUGUUUUAAGAGGGGAGUCCUGUUAGUUUCAGGCUUGUUGUUGUUGUUGAGUCGUUUAGUCGUGUCCGCCUCUUCGUGACCCCCUGGACCAGAGCACGCCAGGCACUCCUGUCUUCCACUGCCUCCCGCAGUUUGGUCAAACUCAUGCUGGCAGCUUCGAGAACACUGUCCCACCAUCUCGUCCUCCGUCGUCCCCUUCUCCUUGUGCCCUCCAUCUUUCCCAGCAUCAGGGUCUUUUCCAGGGAGUCUUCUCUUCUCCUGAGGUGGCCAAAGUCUUGGAGCCUCAGCUUCAGGAUCUGUCCUUCCAGUGAGCGCUCAGGGCUGAUUUCCUUCAGAAUGGAGAGGUUUGUUCUUCUUGCAGUCCAUGGGACUCUCAAGAGUCUCCUCCAGCACCAGAAUUCAAAAGCAUCCAUUCUUUGGCGAUCAGCCUUCUUGAUGGUCCAGCUCUCACUUCCAUACAUCACUACUGGGAAAACCAGAGCUUGAACUAUACGGACCUUUGUUGGCAAGGUGAUGUCUCUAGUUUUUAAAAUGCUGUCUAGGUUUGUCAUUGCUUUUCUCCCAAGAGCCAGGCGUCUUUUAAUUUCGUGCUACAAAAGUAGAAAUUAACAAUUUGGGGAGAAAGUAAAAGGGGGGCGCAGUUGGGCGAGAGUCAUUGUCCGGGGGGGUUAAACUCCCCCCCCCGUGGACCCACUGCCAUAUCUGUGGAGGGAAGAGUGAGUUGUUGUGUUUUUUGGCCCAGAUCCUGUAUAUUUUGUCAAACAGAGCUCUGACAGAAGUUCAGGAAUCUGUGUUGAUCUGUCGGAAGACGGGUGGGCUGGUUCUUGCUAGUUUCAGAUUUGACCCUAACGUGCAUGAAACUCACCUAAAAUUGACAAUUUAAAAAAAUAAAUGGAUCAGAAGACAAACUGGCUCCCUUUCCUGCCCAAGUCGCCCCGGGGAAACAAUUAGAUUUAAUUUCCAUGCCCAACUCCAAUUCACGCCCCCUUCAGUCCGUUGGCAAUCCCAGUUCAUUUCUCACAAAAACGUAACCUUGAGAAAAAGCAAGCUUAAAUCUGUUUAUGUGGACAGCUCAGUCGGUAGAGCGUAAGGCUGUUUAAUCUCAAAGGUCGUGGGUUCGAGUCCCAUGCUGGGCGAAAGGUUCCCACAUUGCAGAGGGGUGGGCUGGAUGACCCUUGGGGACCCUUCCAAUAAUACAAUUCACUGCAAAAUAGUAUCCUACCCGAUAAACUCCCUGCUCUAAUAUAGCGCCCGUGUCUUUUCUGCCUCAACAAAUCUCUCUGAGAAAAGGGGAACAUUUCCACAUCUCGGGGUGCUCUUUUUGGCCCGACGGGACCUGAUCUCCCACAAUCCCCCCUGGCUGCAGUCUCCCACAAUCCCCCUUGCUUGCAAUCUCCCACAAUCCCCCCUGGUCGCAAACUCCCACAAUCCCCCCUUGCUUGCAAUCUCCCACGAUCCCCCCUUGCUUGCAAUCUCCCACAAUCCCCCUUGCUUGCAAUCUCCCACAAUCCCCCCUGGUUGCAGUCUCCCACAAUCCCCCCUGGUCGCAGUCUCCCACAAUCCCCCCUGGUCGCAGUCUCCCACAAUCCCCCCUGGUCGCAAUCUCCCACAAUCCCCCCUGGUCGCAAUCUCCCACAAUCUCCCCUGGUUGCAAUCUCCCACAAUCCCUCUUGCUUGCAACCUCCCACAAUCCCCCUUGGUCACAAUCUCCCACAAUCCCCCUGGUUGCAAUCUCCCACAAUCCCCCUUGCUUGCAAUCUCCCACAAUGCCUUGGGUGGAGGGGCAGAACCGCUCUCUCUCUCGAGACCCAGAUCCCUUUACAGGAUAGAUUUUGCGGGGUGAGGGUUGGUGUGGAGAUUCAGCGCCCGGAAAAAAAAACCUGUUUAUUUUUGCAGAAGAGGGGUCUUUGGAGAGGUCCCUCCCCCCGAUUGCUCUGCUUUGGCUCUCGGGAUUUUUGGCUUCCCACGGGCCAUUGGAUCGCUGCGUUUCAUAAACAAGCGGCGAGGGCCGGGGAGGGAGGCGGGCAGGGCCGGGCGGCCCGAGCCCAGAGUGUGCCUAAUCGCCUCCAUAUGCUCCUUUAUUUAUCGUUUCCAUCCUCCCCAACCAGGCUAAUUCAAACCAUCGAGGCAAUCAGCGAAAUUCUCCAAGAUUUCAAGUACGAUUCUGAAGAAAGCUCUUGA
Molecule: messenger RNA, 13800 nt
Organism: Podarcis lilfordi (Lilford's wall lizard)
Lineage: Eukaryota; Metazoa; Chordata; Lepidosauria; Squamata; Lacertidae
Source: the annotation of a GenBank genome assembly